Mercenaria mercenaria is the source of this 2723-nucleotide messenger RNA. RefSeq lists its product as uncharacterized. The record is from RefSeq and is a predicted model, not a curated record. The coding region runs from base 454 to 1989 and encodes 511 amino acids. The transcript is spliced from 11 exons. NCBI's taxonomy places the organism in Eukaryota, Metazoa, Mollusca, Bivalvia, Venerida, Veneridae.
GCUGUUAUCAUUUUAACAUCCGCAUCUGCACAAUAUAAAUCAGUUUAAAUUUCAUUUUGACAUAACUAUUUCAUAGCCGUGAUUGUAAUAAUAUGACAGCGCAAUUUAAAAUAUCUUUACUGCAUUUGUAAUUUAAUCUAGCGUCACUUAACCGCAUAAACAAAUUAUGGAACAUUUUGAUUGGCUGCUUAAUGUGAAAGCUUGGGGCUUGUAAACACAACCCAGAUUUAUUACUUCCGAAAUAAUGUACCUAACUCCGUGUCUAAUUUUAGAUCAAUACACAAGGUGUCAACGAAGCGGUCAUGUGAGCCAGCCCUUAACUGUUAUCUAUUGCGGUUUUAAACUGUGGACGCUAAUUUACCCACGCAGACAGUAACGUAUAACGCAACAAGAAUUCCUACAGAAGCUGCUGAACGCUUAAUAAAUAGUGGAAAACCGAAGUCAACAGAUAAGAUGCCCCAGGCUCCAAGGGACAUCUAUUCAAAAAUGGAUGGCAGCACCCCUGUGAUAACAUGGUCCGCAGACCCAAAAGUUUUGUAUGGAUUAGAAUACCUAAGACAUAUUUUGCUGAAGAUAGUUCAGUCUUUUACGCAUAAUGGAACUUUUAUGGAAGACGAGUACAUUCUCCUAAAUGUAUCAGGGAAAAGCGCUAUGACAAGCUAUUCAUACAAUUGUUCAACAUUAAAACCUGGGGCAUAUAAAGUCAAUGCUACGCUCUGGUUCAUUGGCAAACUUCGAUAUACAACCAAUGGGCACCUUUUGGCAGAUGUUGAUGAACAAAGCAGAAGCAGAUCAAAAGUUAUCCCAAAACACGAUAUUGUACCAGAAUUAAGAAAAGCCAAGCUGGCAACAGAAAGCUGUAUUUGUUCGUCUCAGAUUACAACAAUAAAAAUAUUUUCAACGGAAUCUGGCACCGGUAUCAGAACACAAAUACAAGCUUCAGGUUUACCUAAUGACACGAAGGUGGAGGUACAGCUUGUCAGUGUUGAAAGCAAUAGAAAACAUUUACUCUUGGAGAGCUGGAUCGUACCAGGAAAUGAAAUUCAAAACGUUCAUCCGUAUAUAAGGACAUUAAAUGUUAGCGGAGGAAACAGCUAUUAUGUUCGGGUGAAGCGCCACUGCCAGCGAAAAUAUUUUGGUGUAUUGUCUUGUGGAAAAGAGGAAGCAGACGUUAUACGAUCGCAACACGUUUUUAUUCAAAAAGGAUCAUUUCAUCUUCCAAUAUCAGCGCCUACAGAAGAGCAAGGAGGCACAGGCAUAUACCAAGUCUUGCAAAUAACCGUCAUUACAUUUCUAUUUGGUAUAUGCAUUUUUGCUGAAACGGCGCUGAUAAUCAAGCUUUCAGCAGUGAUAUUUUGUCCCCAGAAGAAAACAACAAGUUUAUACAAGAGGUCAACAUACGUAAAACUAGACAGCAAAGGGCAAACUGAAACGAAACUGACAACGUCAAAGCGUGUUGCCAUUAUACACACGAAAGAUUCAUGCAAGCAUGUAGAAAAAGUUAAAAGAAUAAACGAUGAAUUAAGAAAAAGAGGCAUAGAUUCAGUUCUUUUUGAUGAAUCAACUUCUGUGGAAAUGAGGGCUAACUGGAUAGAUGCGGCAGAAAAUGUUGUAACCGACUUUGAAGUGAUAAUGUUUGUGAUUACCCCUUUUCUUUACAACAUUUGCAAAAAGGAAGAAACCAUACCACACCCUGUGAAAGAGGAAACAAAUGAAGUGGGCCUCCAGAUGCUAACAAGGUUUCCAGCUGUGGUUUUAAAUGCAUUGAAAGCCAGGAGCGCGUGGACUAGCACAGAUAAAGCAAAAAUAGUUUCUAUUUGUGUAGCGGAAACAAAACAUGAAUACAAACAACUUUCAUUGAAAAUGCGGCAAGAACACCCUUUUAUUUUCAAAGAUAAGAUCUAUUUUAAUAGCCUAAGGCACGUUGAUGAUUCAAGUAUAAGGAAACAAAUUCGAAAAGUGAUAUGUUUACUAAAAUCAUCAAAAUAAAAUAAUUUGACCGCCUACGUAUGUCAUGAACCACGGUUAACAUACAGGAUUUUUAUCGAACGUGACUCUCGUUUGAUUCUCUUAAUUAGGUAAUGAAAAUCUCGAAUAUCUUUCAGUUAUCGAUAAAAGUAAAGUAUGCACAUUAUACAGAAAUCACAUAAGCAUUUUACAUGCUUGUGAUGGCACAUGAGUCUGUCCGUCAUAUUCCCUGUCCGAAAAAAUACCGAAAAGAUGAUGUACAGAGCAUAAAAGCCCGGGUCGGUAGGUCAAAAGUUAAGGCCAUAAUCUGAGCUCUAAAGUCAAAUCUGGUAUCAUAUAUCGUGCCCUUGGACUGCGGAUGGAUAUCAGCGUUGUAUCACAGACCUCAGAGGUUUGUAAGCUGCUACGCACAGACUCCAGCGUCCUGUGCUGUAUAAGUCUUUAAUGGAAUCGUUUCGGCGAUAUGAAAAUAGUAUCCAAAUUGUUGCUGCUGGUAUAUCGUUGUGAUAUGAAUUCUUAUAUUUCAUACUGCAGAUAAACAGACAAGGAUAUUUUUACUUGUUCGUUGCCAUUUAAUUUUGUUGACUUAUGCAACCAUGAAUUCAGUGAAAAUUGGUUGUCCCAGUAUUUGGGAUUUUUUUCACAUAUUUAUUGUUUUAUUAAUGACCGAUGCGAUCAUUACCAGAUCAAGACAAUGCAUUCAAAGUGAUUAGUUUGUAGAUUUAUUUUAUUUGAAAUAAACUGCUUGAAACUAA